Molecule: messenger RNA, 2203 nt
Organism: Dufourea novaeangliae
Lineage: Eukaryota; Metazoa; Arthropoda; Insecta; Hymenoptera; Halictidae
Product: cytochrome b5 reductase 4
Exons: 11
Coding region: 201-1916 (571 amino acids)
Biological process (GO): superoxide metabolic process; generation of precursor metabolites and energy
Cellular component (GO): endoplasmic reticulum
Molecular function (GO): oxidoreductase activity; heme binding
Source: RefSeq, a predicted model, not a curated record
GGCUCCUGCAUUUUUCGACUUGAAAUGUGGCUCACGAUCGCCGAUUGCUUUUUGAGGUUAGCUCACGACUGUGGCGGCUUCUGUGUGCUGUGAUAUUGUCCCGCGAAACCAUUCUAACCGGGACUAUGGCAUGCUGGAAGGCAGUACUUUGAAUCGUUAGUUGCUGUUCAAAAUCGUUGGAACUGAAGUCACUCGGCAGGAUGAACAAGAGAUCGGAUUUUCGGAAGACAGGUUCGGAGGAAAGCGGAGGAAAGUAUGACGCGAACGACAUUCAGGAAAAGAUGAAGAAGGUAGGCGUGAAGUCCUUAUCACCAGCUAGUGGAGUAACUCGGGUGAAGCAGCUUCAGGAAUCGAACAAGGUUCUGAGCCAGCUGGGAUCGUCUUCCGGUUCAGCCACCGGCAAUCCUCGAAAUAAAACAGCCCUAACGCCCGGCCAUAGUCUGAUGGACUGGAUCCGAUUAACUAAUUCUGGCGUCGAUUUAACCGGCGUUGGUGGCGUCCCGCGAGUCAUAUCUCUGUCCGAGCUGGCCAACCAUAACAAGCAGAACGACGCUUGGAUCGCAAUUCGAGGAAUCGUCUUCAACGUGACACAUUACAUGGACUUCCACCCAGGAGGGAUCAGCGAGUUGAUGAGGGGCGUUGGCAAGGACGCAACAAAACUGUUUGAAAACGUUCACGCUUGGGUAAAUUAUCAGAGCAUCCUUCAGAAAUGCGUGGUAGGAAAGUUGAGCCGUGGUUCUAUCAGCGGUCCUACCUUGCCAUCAACAGAAAUCACUUCCUCGAGCUCCACGGAUUGUACCAACGCUACUUUGGGCCUGAUUAAAAGUUGUACGACGCGCAGUAUUAGUCCAGAAAACGUAAACGAAUGUAGCCCAUCGAAUGUGAAGAUGGACUGGAGGCAAACGUCUAAUUCGAUUACAUUGUUCUACCAAACGAUACGAGAUUAUCCAAGCGUUUAUUACCAACUGAGAAGGAUAAGCGACUCGAAGCUGGUCUUCAAGUUGUUCUUCGAGAAGGAUGUGAUCACGCACGAGCUCGAAUUGACGGCGGGCAUUGAAUGGCCGCCGGUUUGCAAAAGAAAUUUUGAUACCAUGGAGGUCGACUUCACGUUCACUAAGAAGAUAAAAGAGAUAUGGAAAACACAGGGUAGCCACACAAUAUCGCGGGAGCCAAAUACUAGUAGUCGAUCCUACAAAGAAUACGAGGUACUCACGAAUACACCGCUCUCUAAAUUAGUUCAUUUCUUGGUCCUACGAGCGAAGAAUUCCUUGGAACUGGUACCCAUUGGAAGACACGUAGAAAUCAAAAUGAACGUUAUGGGAAUGGAUGUAUCACGAUCGUAUACGCCUGUCCCCUCGUGCCUUCACCCCGGCGAUAUGCCGCCGAAUUAUAAGUCCGACUGUAUAUGUUUGAUGAUCAAGAAGUACGAAAAUGGCGCUCUGAGUCCGUCCAUAACCAACCUACAGGCAGGCCAGACCCUUAUGUUGAGCAACGCUUUAGGUGCCUUUGUAGUUGAAUCCUUUGAUCGUUAUUCUGUCAUUCAUAUUUUGGCUGGUGGCACGGGUUUGACCGUGAUGCUUGGGAUCAUUCAGCGGGCCCUGGCCAGGCGUACCGUGAAAACUAUAAACCUCCUCAAUUUCAACAAAGACAGUGACAACAUGUUCUACGUGGCGCAGCUGGAAAAAGUUGGCAUGGAUAAGAAAUUGAAGGUCACGCAUAUCCUUUCGCAAGCAGAAACUACAUGGAUGGGCAGACGUGGCACAGUGUCCUAUGAUUUAAUGAAAGAGCUGAUUGGAGAACAUAGUCCUGAAGCGUGUAUCUUUACCUGUGGUCCUCAAGGAUUCCUCCAGGCUACAAAAAAAUUUAUUCAGAAACUCGGCUGGAAACCCUAUCAAACGUACGAUUUUGACAACUAGCCAUCUUCAGCGAAAGUAUAUUCUCCCUUUUGAUACCAAAAACUCUAGUAGUCGAGCUUUUAUUCGAAAAAUUAUUUACGCGUACUUCUAGGUUCUUACAAGAUAGAGCCAUUUUGGGUAUUUUUACUCCUAUUUCCGCCCACACUGUCGAUAAUUCGUGUGGUUCGAUUGAAAACGAUUCAUCAGUAGUGCCAGUGAAGGCACUAAUUGAUAAGAAGCAUAAACAUAUUGUCGUUCUAGUUCUUAAGUGUUUUAUUACAGCUACUUUGAUCACCUCGAAUAAUGAU